This is a messenger RNA of Anthonomus grandis grandis, 1179 nucleotides long. RefSeq lists its product as uncharacterized. The transcript is spliced from 6 exons. Lineage: Eukaryota; Metazoa; Arthropoda; Insecta; Coleoptera; Curculionidae. The record is from RefSeq and is a predicted model, not a curated record. Bases 133 to 1047 code for a protein of 304 amino acids.
CUACCUAAUCAUACCUAAACCGUCAAACUUCCCUAUAUACUGUCAACACUAUCACGCACAUUUCGGCCUCCAAUUCAACAUCCAAAUCACUCGUGUAAAAUUACAUAAUUCCACAAAAAAACUCACUCGAACAUGGAGUGUCCUCCACCCAAGAUGGACCGUGUCCAUAUAGACAUCACGACUUAUCCUACCGCUCCUCCACCUCCGCCGCCUGUAGAACAGCCGAUACCUCCCAAGCUGCUCGCCAUAAUGGCAAAAUAUCCACAGAAUUGGCGAUUAGAGCAAUUAAGCAAGCCACGAAGGUUAGUUAAGAAAUACGUACCUUUGCCCACCGAUUAUGUCAAACCCAUGAAGAAACGGCCGAGUUUGAAUGACGAAAUUAAAUUUUAUUCUGACCAGAACUCGAGGCCUAGAGUGAGGGAUCUUUACAUCAAUAGAGCACUCUACAGUAAAUUUACUAAAGGCCUUAGGAAGAAGUUCAAUAAAAAUAUUACCAAGGCGUGGGGAAGCAUUUACAAUUAUUACAAGAACAAGGAGAGACUGCGAAAAUUAAGAGAACUAAGGAGAAAACAAAAGGAUAAAAAGGGCAAAAAAAGGGUUUUAGAUCCGGCAAAAUAUGAGGCGCUGGCGAAACCUAAACCGGUAUUUUAUCCAGAGCCUAAAAAAAAAACCUCAAAAAUAUUCGACAACUACGGACAUUUGGAUGAACUGGCUGCUCCCAAACCCAGCUACUCAGAACCUCCAAAAAGUCUCGAGAUCAACCCUCACGCCCUGACGUAUGUACCCACAGAAAACGUGCUCAAAUUAGCAAAGAUACCAGCGAGGUUCCUAAACGUUCAGCCUCCAUUGGAACCUGGAAAAGUCACAAGGGCUGCCUUGAGAUACAAAAUUACACCGAAAAUCGAGGCGUUAGCGCAGCCGAAACAGCGCAGCGAAAAGUCGAAAGAAGAUGAAGAUUUGGAUCCGUGGGCAAUAUCCAAAAAUGCCCUCAAAUACAAAGCCACCCCCCGGAUCUUGGAGUUGGCAAAACCGACAGAAAGGGAGUGAAGCAAUUUAUUCUUAUUUUAUUAUAGAUAGUGUUGAAUUAAAAAAAAAAUGUAAAAUUAAGAUAAAAAUACGUAAGGCAACUUGUAAAUUUAUAUAAUAUUAAAUAAAAAGUGAUAUUUUUCCGUCCUAUAA